Naegleria gruberi is the source of this 687-nucleotide messenger RNA. RefSeq lists its product as uncharacterized. The annotation marks the transcript as partial. The record is from RefSeq and is a predicted model, not a curated record. Lineage: Eukaryota; Heterolobosea; Eutetramitea; Acrasida; Naegleriidae. The transcript has a single exon.
AUGACUUUGGAAAGUUUUAGUGAAAAAGCUUUGAAUGAUCUGAAAACACAUCUUCGUCAAUUCUCUAUUGGCUGCCCAGAGUUAUGUCCACUUUGUAAUUCAAAAUGUACUUCUAGUGAUCCAAAUCACGAGAAGCACGAAUGUUCUUGCCAUAUUUUCCCUGCUUUUCACGGGUUUAGGGCUGUAGCAAACAAAUCACCCUCAUUAUUUUGUUGUACCAGUGAUAUAUGUAGCCAAAAACGAUUUGAAACGAAACUCCAAACCGAAUACUUGCGUAGGGAUAAGUUUUUAGCGACCUAUUAUCCUUCAUGGUCGGGUUUGAAGAAUGAAACAAUUGACCCUCUUUACGAAACUAAGCUUAAAAGAGCUUGGGUAAAGUGUAGAAAAUACUUUUGUGAUCGGUUUAAUAUGAAUGAUGAUCUUGAAGAGACUCAUCCUGAUUGGAUUGAGGCACAUGGGGACCCUGAACCCAAUUUGAAAGAAUUGUACGAAGAGUAUUUACAAAAGACUAAUCCAGAGGAGUUAGUUAAAGAGAAGAGAGAUAAACGAAAGAAAAUGGCUAAAUCUUUGAAGAUUGAAUUAAGUGAAGAAAUAGAUAGAAAUUUGGUUAAUAUGGCUAAUGUGAAAGAUCAAUUAAUUAACUCAAUUGUCAACCCUGUUGUUUAUGACUUGACUAAGUAUGGAGAA